AUUAAUAUAGACAAGACGAAGGUAAUGGUGGUUAGUAGAACAUGAAAUAUGCUAUUAAAUAUAAGAGUAAACAAUAAGAACAUCCAAAAAGUCCCCAAGUUUAGAUAUCUCGGUAGUUGGAUAACUGAAGAUCUAGAUCCAAACAUAGAGAUACGUAGCAGGAUUGAGCAAGCCAGAACAGCAUUUACUAAUAUGAGAACCUUUCUAAGCAACAGCAGCCUUAACUUAACGCUUCGAUAUCGCUUUGUAAAAUGUUACAUUUACUCCAUACUGCUAUAUGGUGUAGAAACCUGGACCAUAAAGGCCAAUGUGAUUAACCGAUUGGAAGCCUUUGAAAUGUGGGUAUUUAGAAGACUACUUAAAAUUCCCUGGACAGAUCACACAACAAAUGUCGAAGUAUUAAAUCGAAUGGACAGAGAACGAGAAUUGCUGCCAAUA
Molecule: messenger RNA, 438 nt
Organism: Diabrotica balteata
Lineage: Eukaryota; Metazoa; Arthropoda; Insecta; Coleoptera; Chrysomelidae
Source: the annotation of a GenBank genome assembly